Messenger RNA from Perognathus longimembris pacificus (Pacific pocket mouse), 1436 nucleotides. It is a transcript of the gene Epsti1, whose product is annotated as epithelial stromal interaction 1. The coding region runs from base 89 to 943 and encodes 284 amino acids. The record is from RefSeq and is a predicted model, not a curated record. The transcript is spliced from 11 exons. NCBI's taxonomy places the organism in Eukaryota, Metazoa, Chordata, Mammalia, Rodentia, Heteromyidae.
UCUCAGGAGUUGGAGCGUCCUGUCCUGCAUCCAUCCUUCCUGCCUUCCUCCUGCAGCGGCCACCACCUGGGACCCACGGGUCGGCACCAUGUACACCCGCAGCAGAGUGGUAGGCACCAGGCCCCGCACUUCUUCCACCCCCAGAGUUUCCAGUGAGCAGUGUGGGGGGCCGGGCUCACUGCAAAGCCAGAGACAAGGUUUACAGAGGUUCUCCCAAGGUCCUGCGCUGAAGAGCCCAGGGCAGGCUGGCCAGCAGAGCACAGAAGCAUAUACCUUGAUAGCACCAAGUGAAAACAGAAGACAACAGAUACAAAGGAUUGCUGAGCAAGAGCUGGCGAACCUGGAGAAAUGGAAGCAGCAGAACAGACCUAAAGCAGUUCACAUAGUGCCAAGACGGCUGGGUGGAAACCAAUCAGAGUCUGAAGUGAGGAAGAAGCAACAACUUCAACUGAUGCAAUCUAAAUAUCAGCAAAAGCUAAAGAGAGAAGAAUCUUUAAGAAUCAAGAAGGAAGUCGAAGAAGCUGAGCUCCAAAAAAUGAAGGCCAUUCAGAGAGAGAAGAGCAAUAAACUAGAGGAGAAAAAGCGACUUCAAGAAAACCUCAGAAGAGAACAACUUAGAGACCACCAUCAAUACAAAACUGCUGAGUUCUUGAGCAGGCUAGACACAGAAUUGCCAAACAGAAGGACCUGUCAAACUACUUUCCGUGACCUGCAAUCCUCAACAUGGAAACUUCCAGUCCUGCCUAGAGAUUUCAACUGGAAUAAAUUACUGGAACCCAAACGACUGCAGCAAGAGGAAGAAAGAGCCAAAAUCCAUCAAACUGAGCACAGGAGGGUAAAUAAUGCUUUUCUGGACCGACUCCAAGGCACAAGUCAACCAGGUGGCCUCGGGCAGUCUGGAGGCUAUUGCAAUAUGAAUAGUGCUAACAGCUGGGAUAUAUGAGUAAAUCUCACUUCCAUCUAGCAGUGGAGUCUGACCUUGACAAACCUCAUGAAAUGCCUUGCCUUACUCUGAUUUUGUUCAACUUCACACUUUUUGCUUUAACAUCACCUGCCCACCCUCUCCCCUGAUAGAGAUUACCAACUUUCCCUGCCAUCAGUUAUGCAUGCCUGCAAGAGCUGAUUGCUAAACCCACAUUUAAUCUAUUACUAGCAAAAACACACAUUGCUUUGCUAAUUGGUUUGACCUCUGAUGAGAAGAAUAAUUACAACAAUGUUAUUAUGACAGAAAAAGAGAAAAUCACUUGGUACUUUUAGGUUAGAGAUAUGGGUGCUCUAAAUCUCGUGUCUCACUAAGCAACUAAUUCUUGCUAAUUCUCAGAUCAAGUUUGGGGAAGCUUUGGAAUUUUUAAAAGAUUUUAAUCUCUAUUCUCUUAAUCUAGGAUACAAAUGUGACCAAAAGUAAAAAUUUCUCCUAUUUCUUAUAGACAAAUUGA